AUGGAGUCGGUGGUGCAAGGCACAGCGGCCAUGGACGUCAACGCUCCACGCGUGUAUGUGGACGAGGCAAAGGGACAUGAUGAGUCGGGACAGGGCACCGAGGCUGCUCCGUACGCGACCGCGCUGGGCGCGAUGCUCGCCCGCGGACCGGACGUGUCGAUCCUGUCGCGCAAGGACGAGGGGUACGAGCCCCUGUCGGCCUCGGGCGUGAAAAAGGCGAAGAAGCUGUACGACAUGGCGAUCAAGAAGAAGCAGAAGGCCGCUGAACUUGCCUCACAGGAAGCGGAGCGCGCCGAGCAGGACAAGAAGAAGCUCGAGGAGAGCAAAAAGGUGGUGUUGGACGUGCCCUCUGAGCCGGCCAAGCGCAUCAAGAUUUGUGCGGGUGUGCACAACCGCGACGUGCGUGUGAAGGUGUGCGGAUGGGUGCACCGCCUGCGCUCGCAAAAAGACCGCAUGUUCCUCGUCCUGCGCGACGGCACAGGAUACAUGCAGUGUGUGCUGCAGGACAAGCUCAUUCAGACGUACGACGCCUUGACGCUGACGCUCGAGAGCUCGGUCGAGAUGUACGGCACGAUCAAGGCUCUGCCGGAGGGCAAGACUGCGCCGGACAACCACGAGCUCGUUGUCGACUACUGGGUAUGUGUCGGCAAGGCGCCUGGCGGCGACGAUGCCAUUACGAACCGCAUUUCGGAGAACACGGACCCGUCGAUUCAGGCGGACAACCGGCAUCUCAUGCUGCGUGGCGAGACUGCCUCUGCUGUGAUGCAUGUACGUGCGGCAGUGAUGCAGGGUUUCCGCGACGAGUUUGCUUCCUCGGGCGUGAUGGAAGUGACGCCGCCAUGCAUGGUGCAGACACAGGUCGAGGGCGGCGCGACGCUGUUCCAGUUUGACUACUAUGGCCAGCCAGCGUUCCUGACGCAGAGCUCGCAGCUGUACCUCGAGACCUGCCUGCCGGCGCUCGGCGAUGUGUACUGUGUGCAGGAGAGUUUCCGUGCGGAAAAGAGCCACACGCGCCGCCAUCUGAGCGAGUACACGCAUCUCGAAGCGGAGCUCGCCUUUGUCACGUUCGACGAUCUGCUCUCGCACAUUGAGCAGGACAUCUGCGGCAUGGUCGACCGUGUGCUGCAGAACGACAAGGUGCGCCAGCUGAUCGAGCAGCUGAACCCCGGCUUCCAGCCGCCCAAGCGUCCAUUCAUGCGCCUCUCCUACAAGGAUGCGAUUGCCUAUCUGAACGAGCACAACAUUCUGAACGAGCACGGCGAGCCGCACAAGAUCGGUGACGACAUUGCCGAGGCGGCCGAGCGCAAGAUGACGGAUCAGCUGGCCGUGCCGAUCCUGCUUCAUUCGUUCCCACGCGAGAUCAAGGCAUUCUACAUGAAGCGCGUGCCCGGUGAUGAGGCAUUUACCGAGAGCGUCGACCUGCUCAUGCCCGGCGUCGGCGAAAUUGUCGGUGGUAGCAUGAGGAUGACUGGCAACGAAGAGCUCCUCGAGGCGUACAAACACGAGGGCAUUGAUCCCCAGCCCUACUACUGGUACACUGACCAGCGCAAGUACGGCACAUGUGAGCACGGCGGCUAUGGCCUCGGUGUUGAGCGCCUGCUGGCAUGGCUCACAAACCGCUGGACCGUGCGUGAGUGCUCGCUGUACCCACGCUGGACGGGCCGUUGCACGCCAUAG
Molecule: messenger RNA, 1677 nt
Organism: Malassezia restricta
Lineage: Eukaryota; Fungi; Basidiomycota; Malasseziomycetes; Malasseziales; Malasseziaceae
Product: asparaginyl-tRNA synthetase
Exons: 1
Coding region: 1-1677 (558 amino acids)
Biological process (GO): asparaginyl-tRNA aminoacylation
Cellular component (GO): cytoplasm
Molecular function (GO): nucleic acid binding; asparagine-tRNA ligase activity; ATP binding
Source: RefSeq, a predicted model, not a curated record